AACAAGCACAGAAUGGUUCAUCUUCUGAUUAGUAAAUAUUUGAAUGAAGUGACAUUCACAACAGUACUGCUGUGUGCUGUAUCAUUGUACGAGGGAGUAACAUCUGCGGUUGUUCAAGGUGAGAGGUAUCGUGGUCCCAUUGUCCAGGUGUUGGAGAUCAUUGGACAACAGCAGUGUGUCCGGGAAUGUAGACACAGACCCAAGCUAUGUCGGGGAGUCAACUAUCGGAAACAGGAACUGCUGUGUGAACUCGUGUCGGCCAUCGUCAAAACGGAAACCAAUCCUGACUAUGUUAGAAUUGAACUCAAUCAGACUGUAAAUGAAUUAGAAAUGAACCAGGAAUGUCUGGCGUGCUCCUCAGACGAUCAGUGUGUGACGCUUUCCAGUAAGAAAGUCCAUUGCAUUCGAGCUCUGCUAGGUCUUGCAUUGGGCAAACAUACGAAACAGUCGUCAACACUUGGAGCCUAUGGGGCUGAAUAUGCAGUGGAUGGCAACAAAGGUACAGACAUAUUCAAAGACAUGUGUACACACACAGCUGAAAACGACACCAAUCCCUGGUGGAGGGUGGAUCUACUGACUGUUUAUUCCAUCAAAUCUGUCAGAAUACUCAACAGAGGAAUAGACAGUGGUGAAGAUUAUUCAAACCGGCUUCGAAAUGUUUCCGUCACUGUAGGGCUGACUAAAUCAGACCUCAACACUCCCUGUGGUGUCUUUGCUGGUCCCGGUACUGCGUCACAGCUGGUUGUCAUCAACUGUCCGACGUCACCACAAGGGAGAUUCGUAAAGAUAUCCAAGACAACCUCGGUUCUCACUCUUUGUGAAGUUGACGUGUUCGGUGUAUCCGUAUAAUUAUCAUAAUUAUUUAUGUUUCAAGGUACACACCUGUUAUUGAUUUCACUCUAUACAUGUAACACAAUAGAGGUAAAAAAGUCUUAAAAAUCAGU
This is a messenger RNA of Magallana angulata, 944 nucleotides long. RefSeq lists its product as uncharacterized. The record is from RefSeq and is a predicted model, not a curated record. NCBI's taxonomy places the organism in Eukaryota, Metazoa, Mollusca, Bivalvia, Ostreida, Ostreidae. The transcript is spliced from 4 exons. Bases 13 to 849 code for a protein of 278 amino acids.